CGGGAGCAUCGGGCUGCGGCCGCGCGGCUGCUGGGCGCAGAGAGCGGCGCGAUGUCCAGCGCGGCCCUCAGGCUGGCCGGGCGGCGGCUGAGCCAGCGAAGCGCACCCGGAGCGCCGGUCCUCCUGCGGCAGAUGUUCGAAGCCCGGAGCUGCACCUACACCUACCUGCUGGGCGACUGGGAGGCGCGGGAGGCCGUCCUCAUCGACCCCGUGCUGGAGACGGCGCCGCGGGACGCCCAGCUGGUGAAGGAGCUGGGGCUGAAGCUGCUCUACGCGGUGAACACGCACUGCCACGCUGACCACAUCACCGGGUCAGGGGUCCUCAAGUCCCUCCUCCCCGGCUGCCGGUCCGUCAUCUCCCGCCUGAGCGGGGCCCAGGCUGAUGUGCACGUCGAGGAGGGUGACACCAUCCGCUUCGGGCGAUUUGCUCUGGAGACCCGGGCCAGCCCUGGCCACACCCCAGGCUGUGUUACCUUCGUCCUGAAUGACCGAAGCAUGGCCUUCACUGGAGAUGCCCUGCUGAUCCGAGGGUGUGGACGGACAGACUUCCAGCAAGGUUGUGCUAAGACUUUGUACCACUCUGUGCAUGAGAAGAUCUUCACGCUUCCGGGCAACUGUCUCAUCUACCCGGCUCACGAUUACCACGGGCUCACCGUUUCUACUGUGGAGGAGGAGCGGACUCUGAACCCACGGCUCACCCUCAGCUGCGAAGAGUUCAUCAAGGUCAUGGACAACCUGAACUUGCCCAAGCCGCAGCAGAUAGAUGUCGCUGUUCCCGCAAACAUGCGCUGUGGGGUCCAGACUCCACCUUCCUGACUGACACAGCCAGCUGCUCAUAUCCGUUAAGAAUGCACUAGGUGGGGGAGGGGAGGGGUGUGACCCCUGAUCCCACCCCACCCCCGUCAGCACUUGAGCAUCUUAAAUAAACUCCACUUUAGUUUUGGCACAAA
Psammomys obesus (fat sand rat) is the source of this 950-nucleotide messenger RNA. It is a transcript of the gene Ethe1, whose product is annotated as ETHE1 persulfide dioxygenase. NCBI's taxonomy places the organism in Eukaryota, Metazoa, Chordata, Mammalia, Rodentia, Muridae. The coding region runs from base 52 to 816 and encodes 254 amino acids. Gene Ontology annotation, molecular function: sulfur dioxygenase activity. Gene Ontology annotation, biological process: hydrogen sulfide metabolic process; glutathione metabolic process. The transcript has 7 exons. The record is from RefSeq and is a predicted model, not a curated record.